CAUUUACAUAUAAUUGUGUUGUUUUCUCAUCAUCAUCAUCAUUAUCAUUAUCAAAUUUUGGACAAUUCUCAAUUACCGAUUAUUAUUAUUAUUAUGUUGAAAAUGUCACCAUCGAAUAGAUUUUCAUAUUCCAUGCCAUCAUCAUCAUCAUCAACAACAACAUCUAAAUGUCAGCCACUGUUAUUAUGGCCAUUCAUGACACAGUGUCAUUAUGAUCAACAACAACAACAACAAACAAUUUAUCAUCAUCAUUAUUACAAUCAACCAAACAAACGUUGUUUAUUGAUGGUUGGAUGUUUAUUAUUUUCCAUAUUACAGGCAUUGGAUCAAUCGCCCAUUUUUGUUACUGUUGCGGCAUCAUCACCGAUUGUUGAUGAUGAUACAGCAUCAGCAGUAGCAGCAGCGGAAACUGCAUUCCCUAGUCAAAAAAUUCUUGAUUCAACAACAAAAACAACGAAUGAUGCAGUAGAAAAAUCAUUAUUUGCUAUAAACAAUCAACCGAAACAACAACAACAACAAUCCAUAUUGCAACGAAUGGAUGGCCAACAAUUUAUCAAUGUAUUUGAUCGACUAAUGGAUGGCGAGCUUACAAGGAUUAUCGAACAAAUCAAAGCCAAAAACAACAAAUUCAAUUCAAUCAUACCGAACAAAUUAACAGCCAAGCAAUACAUUAGUCUCUUGGAUAAUUAUAGUUCGGGUGAGGUUAGUCGACGUAUUGAAUCAAUUUUUUCGCCUACAUCAUUAUCACCAUCGUUGUUGAAUGGUGGUAGUAAUAAACGUAAUCGUCGAUCAUCAUUCGAUUCUAUGACAGGCCUAUCGAUCGGUUAUCUCAAACGAAGAUUCGAUCCAAUGAUUGGUUCAGCAUUUGGUUCACCUUUGAAACGAGGAAUGAAUUUCGAUGAGAUGGAUCAUUCCGGUUUUGCUGGUUUUGCUAAACGUUCUGCAGUAGAUUUCGAUGAAAUGGAUCACACCGGAUUUGCUGGUUUCGCUAAACGUCGUUCGGCUGAUUUUGAUGAAAUGGAUCAUAGCGGAUUUGCUGGAUUUGCUAAAAGACGUAAUUUCGAUGAAAUUGAUCGUUCCGGUUUCACUGGAUUCGCUAAACGUUCCGUUGAUUUUGAUGAAAUUGAUCAUUCAGGUUUCGCAGGUUUUGCUAAACGUAAUCAUCGUGGUAUUGAUUUUGAUGAAAUGGAUCGUUCCGGUUUUACUAAUUCAUUUGCUAAACGUUUAAAUUUUGAUGAACUUGAUCGUAGCGGUUUCAAUGGUUUUAAAAGAUUUUAUUUCGAUCCAAUAACUGAUCAUCGAUUUUCAUUAAGUGAAUUAAACAAAGCAAUCAGACAAAUUCGACCAUUAUCUAUGAUGAAAACACAACAACAAUUAUCCAAUGUUAAACAACAACAAGGUAGCUUUAAUUAAUAAAUACAAAAUACACACCCACUUUGAAUCAAUGUGUUUUGGGGGUUGGUGUUUGUCAAUCAACAACAACAACACACACACACACACACUACAAACACCAUUUUAAUUUACAUUUAAAAAAUAUUUCUUGUUGAACACAGCAAAGCCUAAAACAACAACAAAAACAA
Messenger RNA from Dermatophagoides farinae (American house dust mite), 1580 nucleotides. The record is from RefSeq and is a predicted model, not a curated record. Lineage: Eukaryota; Metazoa; Arthropoda; Arachnida; Sarcoptiformes; Pyroglyphidae.